GAAUUGAUUUCUAUUUUUUAAUAUGAACUUUAGAUUUGAGGACUUUCCUUUGAUGUAAUUGCGUAAAUAAUUGCAUGGGCGAAGAGCGAGUGCAGUAGAGAUCCGUCUGUACGUUAACUCACCAGCGGGAUCUGCGGGUCCUCAGCCUCCGGUGAGACAUGGCGGCGGCGGUGGUGGCGCGGGGCCUGUGGAGAGGCUGCGGAAGUAUUUUUGUGAGCUCUGCCUGGAAUCGGACUGGAUGGCCUCUUCUCCACUGUACCUCAGCGCUUCAGACUGGAUUAUCCACAUCCACAACACUCCCUUUUGUGCUGCAUCAAUAUAGGCACAGCAGUUUCUUUAACAAAUUGACAGCAGAUGAAUUAUGGCGGGGUGUACUGGCAGAGUCUGGUGCCGGAGCACGAAAGGGAAGGGGUAAACGAACUAAGCGGAGGAUAAAGAAAGAUUUGAACAGAGGACAGAUGGUUGGUGAAGGACGAGCUGGCUUCCUCUGGCCUGGAUUAAACGCUCCUGUUGUGAAAAGUGGAACCAUUCAAUCAAUCGGAAAGCGUGACCAAAAGCAACAAGAAGACUUGCAGGCACAAGUCCUUCAACAGCAGGAGGAAUGGGAGAAGAAAAGGAAGACAAAAGUUAAAAGAGAAAGAGGCUGGACUGGCAGCUCUUGGGGUGGCAUCAGCUUGGGUCCCCCUGACCCAGGCCCUAAUGGAGAAACAUAUGAAGAUUUUGACUCCAAAGUGAUAGAGGUUAAAAGUGUCUUCAACAUGACAGCAAAAGAAGGGAGGAAGAGAUCAAUCAGUGCUCUGGUCGUGGUUGGAAAUGGAAAUGGGGCUGCAGGUUUUGCAUUAGGGAAAGCGCCUGACAGAACAACAGCUCUCCGAAAGGCAAAGAAUAGAGCAAUCCACUAUUUGUACUUCAUUGAACGGUACAACGAUCACACCAUUUAUCAUGAUGUAGAAUCGAAAUUUAAACGAACAACUAUAAAAAUGAAGAAGCAGAACUACGGGUAUGGACUACAUUGUCAUCGAGCGAUUAUUACAAUAUGCAAAUUAAUUGGAAUCAGGGACAUGUAUGCCAAGGUUACUGGAUCAACAAAUCUACUGAAUAUUACUCGAGCCCUUUUCCAAGGAUUAUCAAAGCAGGAGACUCACAGUGACUUAGCUGAGAGGAAAGGGUUGCACGUAGUCGAGUUUCGAAGUGAAUGUGGGCCUUUACCCAUAAUUGUGGCCUCCCCACAUGGAGCAGUCCGGAAGGAUCCAGAACCCGAAGAUGAAAUCCUUGACACCAAGUUGGAUUGGGGUGAAGUGAAAGCAGCACAGGGCAUGAAACAGUCCGUCUGGGCAAAUGUCAAGCGUACAAUUUGGUGAUCAAAUGGUAUUUGACAAGGAGGUGGGGUUGAAGCAAUUUUGCUACUGAAUAUGCAAAGAAAACUGUAGGUGCUAGCUGGAACAAUGAAGCUUUCUGUAGUGUUUCCAGCAGCAUAACGUUGCAUCAUCUCCCCAGGCUGCAGUUUAUGCGACAAGAAGUUUAUUCAUUUAAUUUUCCAAUUUUGUUGUAAUUUGAUGAGUGAGGCGGCAGAGCUUGCAGAUCCACAAGUUGUCUUACUUAUCAUGCUGUCCGUCACCUUAAUGCAAAUAAAAUAUUCUUUAUUUAAA
This is a messenger RNA of Mobula hypostoma (lesser devil ray), 1649 nucleotides long. It is a transcript of the gene mrps5, whose product is annotated as mitochondrial ribosomal protein S5. Gene Ontology annotation, cellular component: ribosome. The transcript has 11 exons. The record is from RefSeq and is a predicted model, not a curated record. Gene Ontology annotation, molecular function: structural constituent of ribosome; RNA binding. Bases 159 to 1361 code for a protein of 400 amino acids. Lineage: Eukaryota; Metazoa; Chordata; Chondrichthyes; Myliobatiformes; Myliobatidae. Gene Ontology annotation, biological process: translation.